Messenger RNA from Oncorhynchus gorbuscha (pink salmon), 2070 nucleotides. RefSeq names its product sterol 26-hydroxylase, mitochondrial-like. Gene Ontology annotation, molecular function: oxidoreductase activity, acting on paired donors, with incorporation or reduction of molecular oxygen; iron ion binding; heme binding. The record is from RefSeq and is a predicted model, not a curated record. Gene Ontology annotation, biological process: cholesterol metabolic process; glucocorticoid biosynthetic process; C21-steroid hormone biosynthetic process. Gene Ontology annotation, cellular component: mitochondrial inner membrane. The transcript has 9 exons. Lineage: Eukaryota; Metazoa; Chordata; Actinopteri; Salmoniformes; Salmonidae. Bases 60 to 1652 code for a protein of 530 amino acids.
GGCAAACUGUACUAAAAAGUCACAGAUGGUAGAAUGAAUUUGUAUGCGCUCCACUCAACAUGUGUAGCCCUGCGGCGGUGACCAGGCCGCUCCGAAUCACAGUUCACCACGGCCAGAAACUGUCAGUGGUGCUGGACGGCUUUGUGUCUGGUGGCCGGAGGUUCAAGUCCGGUGCCAGCAGACACGUGGGACAAAAAUUGCAGCCAACGAUAGAAACAACUCCGGAGAAGUGCAAAACAAUAGACGAUCUACACGGACCUAGUUUGGCCACGACUGUGUAUUGGCUGUUCGUGAAGGGAUAUGCAGAUAAGAGCCAUGCGAUGCAGGUUGAACACAAGAAACUGUACGGGCCCAUCUGGCGCUCGCGGUUCGGCCCGUUUGAUGUGGUGAACGUGGCGUCUCCAGAGCUCAUAUCCCAGGUGAUCCGUCAGGAGGGCCGCUACCCGGUCCGGACAGAGCUGCCACACUGGAAGGAGUACCGCGAUAUGAGGGGACAGGCCUAUGGACUCCAUGUGGAUAAAGGCCCACAGUGGUACCGUAUCCGUAGUGUCCUGAAUCCAAAGAUGCUGAAGCUAGCGGAGGUGUCUGCGUACGCGCCUGUCAUCCACCAGGUGGUAGGGGACCUGCUACAGCGUAUUGAGAGCCUCCGCCUCCGCAGUCAGGACCACACCACCGUACCAGACCUCACCGCAGAGCUCUACAAGUUUGGCUUUGAAGGGAUCUCUUCCAUCCUGUUUGAGACGCGGCUGGGUUGUCUGCAGGAGGAGAUCCCUAAGGACACGCUGAAGUUCAUCGCUGCAGCCAACGACAUGCUAACCCUGUCUGAGACCGUCCUCUUCCUCCCGCUCUGGACACGCAAAGUCCUGCCCUUCUGGAAACGAUUUGUCCAAGCCUGGGACGACCUGGUGGCUGUAGCUCAGCGUCUCAUUGACCAUAAGUUGGCGCAGAUGGAUGCCCAGGUGCUGGCUGGGAAGCAGGUGGAGGGGAUGUAUCUCACCUACCUGCUGUCCUGUGAUAAACUGACCCUGGGAGAGGUGUACAUCAGCAUCACAGAGCUGUUGCUGGGCGGAGUGGACACGACGUCCAACACCUUGUCGUGGGCGUUGUACCAGUUGGCUCGCGACGCCGCGACUCAGGACAGGCUGUACCGUGAGAUCAUGUCCGUGUGUCCGGGAAGACAGCAGCCCAGAUCAGAGGACCUGAGCAGGAUGCCCUACCUGAAGGCUGUCAUCAAGGAGACUCUGAGAAUGUACCCUGUAGUUCCAGGGAAUGGCCGUCUAACCGUAGACAAUGAAGUUGUUGUGGACAACUACUGGUUCCCAAAGAAGACCCAGUUCCAUCUCUGUCACUAUGCUGCCAGUCAUGACGAGGGGGAGUUUGUGGAUGCAGAGUGUUUCAGGCCUGACCGUUGGCUGCGAGGGGACCCAGAGUCGUACCAACACCAUCCCUACAGCUCUAUACCCUUCGGGGUGGGCGUGAGAGCCUGUGUGGGCAAGAGAGUGGCAGAGCUAGAGAUGUACUUUGCCCUCUCCAGGCUGAUGCAGCAUUAUGAGAUCCAGCCAGAGGAUGGGGCCCCGACCACAGAGCCCAAGACUAGAACACUGCUCAUCCCAUCCAAACCCAUCAACCUGCGCUUCCUACCCCGAGCCUGAGGAGGGUGCCAGGGAGUUAUAGAAAGGGAUUGACAGGAGGGUCUGGUGUUGUGGUGUGCUGUGGUAACCUCCAGUCCCCUAGAUCCCCUUAAACAUAGCCGAUUGAAGUAGUUUGGGUGGGGGUGGGGGGAGGGGAUGCUGAAAAAUAAAGUUUGUUCAUGCUACAGACAGCUAUAUCGGUCUGCUAAUACAGGACUAGUAAAGGCUCAGUGCACAACUUUUGUGAAGAAACUAUACCCCCCCCCCCCCAAAUGCCCUCAAACCAAAUCUGAUUCAUAAUCAGGUUAUUCUGACACGGAACCCAAACCGGCUGCGCGCGUGCGCUAUCGUGCAUACAUUUAUUUGUCCCCCCACACCAAAUGCGAUCACGACACGCAGGUUAAAAUAUCAAAACAAACUCUGAACCAAUGACAUUCAU